UGGUAGGAGUUAGAGUAGUGUUGGAGAGAGAAAGAGAGAGAUGGUUGGCGGAGGCCAGCGAGACUUACCUGUGGCGCCAUAGCUCCAGCUUCAUCUUCGAGGUACCUGCAACAAGGCGCCACCUUCACAGGAGGACAUGCACAACCUCGACGCCGCAGCUUAGAUGCACAAACGGGCUUUUGAUCAAGUCAACAGCUGCCUCCAGCAGCUGCAGCAACGACCUGUCACCGCCCCCAAUGCCAGCUCCUCCAACACCUUUGAUCGCCUCAAUGCAUUGGAGAUCGACUUCGGAGCUCUCAAGGACGACGUGCAGCUACAGCAAACCGCCACGCAACAACUGGAGCAGCGGAUCUGUGCUGCCGCCGCCAACCUGAGUUCGGCACCGCGCGAGACGACUCCAAAGUUCGAUGAUCAGGAGAUCUUCAGCAAUUCGACGAAGACGGACCCGAUUCCGUGGUUCCACAAGUUCGAGCUCAAGUUGCAGCUACACCACGUCAGCGAGGACAAACAUCACGCAUACUUGUACUCCCGAUCGGGGGGCGCGUGCCAAGCAUGGUUGGACAAUCUCUUGUCCAAGUACGGGGUGGUAGCUGCCGACUUGUACACCAAGAUCAGUUGGGAUGAUGUAAAGGCGGCGUGGCAUAAGCUGUUCCAAGUAGCGCCGUCCGAGAUCAAGGCAAUGGACAAAUUGAUAACCUUCGAACAAGGCACGUUGCCGAGUGUUGAUUGGAUUGCCGAGUACCAACGCUUGACAUCCGUCCUAGAUAUUCGAAUGGGCUUCAAGACCGUCAAACACUACUUCAUCACGAGGUCGUGUCCGGCAUUGGGCAACGCCUUGACUCACGCCGAGGAUAUCCUUACGACAACGGCAGAGCUCUUUGACAAGGCCGCGCAGAUUAUUGUCACGAACAAGGAGGCGAAGAACCUCAACAGUUCGUCUGCGUCAGGCCCGAGCAGAGAUCAGCAUCGACCGAAAGUGGCCGUGGUUGCGGCGGCAACGCCAACCGACCAAUCUAGCGAGGUCCUGUCUGCCAAUGAAGGGGACAGACUCGCAGCCGCCCUGGAUGGUGGCCGCCCCGGCAGAGGCCGAGGACACGGCAAGCAAAGGCAAAUCGGGAAACUGAGCACCGCCGGGAGUGACUCGACAACACUCUCGACCCCUUCGGAACUGGUCGCUUCGCGGGUGACCGCCCUUCGUUCCGAGGCACAUGCGGAAGUCGAUAGUCCUCCUCUCCUAUAUUCUUAUGAGGACUAUGCUGCCUGGGUCGUUCCUACGCUGGGUACUUAUGCUCAAGGACAAGACGUGUGUGCGGCAUCUUCUCCGUCCGCACGGGAUUCGGCGCGCGAGUUCAACAUAAAGGUCUUGGACCCGCUCACGUCGGAGGAUUUCACAUGGCUUCCUCUCCCGACCACGAGCCGCUUGCCGGGACCGCAAUGCGCAGCAUUAUGCGCUCAUCUUCACACGUAUCUAUCCUUCUAUGCACCACCAACUUCGUCGACGGAUGACGAAGCUGUGGUGGGGGACAUCCUUGCGUAUGUUACCAAGGUGGCCCGCGAGUUUCGCAAGCAGCAGUACGAUGACGCACCGCUCCUCUAUGUCCGCAUCCAAGUUGGGCAAGUGUCCUACAACGCUUUGCUGGAUAGUGGAGCGUCUCGCAAUUUCAUGAGCCAGCCUUUAUGCAAAGGGCUGGCCAUUUCGAUCCGGCCGAACGAUUGCUAUAAAUCUGCGGUCAAGACACGGUAUGGGCAUUUUGAGUGGGUGGUCAUGCCUUUUGGCCUCACCAACGCCCCGACGACCUUUCAAGCGGCAAUGACCAACGAGUUCCAUACGAUGGUGGACCGGUUCGUGAUGGUCUACUUAGACGACAUUCUCGUCUAUAGCCGGACAUUGGAGGAUCAUCUAGAGCACCUUCGACGAGUGUUGGAGACGCUCUGCUUGCUAAGUACGAAGCCAACCGCGACAAGUGCGAAUUUGUCCGGCAAGAGCUGGAAUACUUGGGCCAUUUUAUCACACCGGAGUGCAUCAGUCCGUUGUCGGACAAGAUUCAAGCCAUCCAAGAGUGGCCGGAGCCGCGGAACGUCACAGAUUUCCGUUCGUUCCUUGGCCUUGCCGGCUACUACCAACGUUUAUCAAGGGAUACUCGAAGAUCGCAGCGGCGCGGCCCACUUGACCAAGCUUCAAUGCGAGGAUCAGCCGUUCGACUUCAGGGGGGAUGCGCGGGAAUCAUUUUUGGCUCUGAAAGCCGCGCUAUUAUCGGCAGAGGUCUUGCGCAUAUACGACCCGCUAUGGCCAACGUGCGUCACUACGGAUGCGUCCGGCUAUGGCAUUGGUGCCGUCCUCGAACAACACGAUGGCGUGGAUUGGCACCCGGUCGAGUACUGCAGCAAGAAAGUGCCCGUCGUGCACUCCAUUGAUGAUGCACGCAAGAAGGAGCUCCUAGCCUUCAUCCACGCGCUCAAGCGGUGGCGGCACUUCCUCCUUGGUCGAAGUCAAUUCCGAUGGGUAACGGACAACAAUCCGUUGGUCUUCAACAAGACCCAAGACACCAUCAAUAGCACCAUCGCCCGUUGGAUGACCUUCAUCGACCAAUUCGACUUCUUUCCCGAUCACAUUCUGGGGAAGUCUAACCGUUUUGCGGAUGCUCUUUCACGGCGUCCGGAUCAUUGUACCCCAGUCUAUUGGACCUUUGAGAUUGACGACGAUCUGCGGGACAGUUUCAUCCGCGGCUACCAAGCCGACCCCGAGUUUCACGACAAAUUCAAUUUUGAGCUGUCUUUUCCUAGGGAUAAUGAGCAGGGUAUCAUGUAUGAGCCGUGGCACUGGAGGUUUGUGGGAAAUUCCCACAGUUUGAAAAGUUUCUACUCUCAGAGAAAGACAAUCACGCCACGUGGAAAACUAGCACCAGAGCCAAGGUACUAUUCUUUCUAGCCUCAUGAUACUUCUCAGACCACAAACCGGUACAGCUGAAACUCUUUUUCCGGAUGCGGAUUUCAGCAGCACACCAAUUUCAGCGGAGUGCUAUUUGCCUGGCGCAGCCAGCGUUUUCCUCCCUGCAGGACCCACCGGUGAGUCGGAUUUUGCUGCAUGUUGACCACCACGUUGGACGAAAAUGGCUGGGAAACGUACCGGUGGUUUUAAGUUCUCAGAAAUAAAUUUGAAUAGAGUAAAUGACAGCUUUAAGU
Messenger RNA from Chara braunii, 3183 nucleotides. The record is from the annotation of a GenBank genome assembly. Lineage: Eukaryota; Viridiplantae; Streptophyta; Charophyceae; Charales; Characeae.